Molecule: messenger RNA, 720 nt
Organism: Orbilia oligospora ATCC 24927
Lineage: Eukaryota; Fungi; Ascomycota; Orbiliomycetes; Orbiliales; Orbiliaceae
Exons: 2
Coding region: 1-720 (239 amino acids)
Source: RefSeq, a predicted model, not a curated record
AUGCCAAACACAUAUAAAAUCAAGAUCACAAAUGAAGACAAAUGGAUCGAAUCGACAAAUUGCUACAUCUAUUCAGCCCCGAUCAAGUCGAAGGCAACACUAUAUGUCUCUCUAUACCAGUGUAUCAAAAUCGGAGCCAUGGAGUCCGGGACAGUUACAAUAGUCCCGGAACCUUAUGCUAUCGUUGCAACAACGCCUAGAGACGACAGCGAUCCAGACAAUAUGCCUCCAGACGGUCUCAGUGAUUUACAGGCUCGGCCGGUAAAGCUGACUAAGCGACCGGUGAAGGGCUCAGUAGUUAAGAUUGAUUGUAGCACAGAUCAUGCCGCAGCUGGUGGAAAGAAACCUUUCUUUGAUGAUUCCGCGACAACAACGACGACAAUGGAUGGGUCCUUUCGUAUAACUACUUCGACUAACAUUACUCAUUCUGCUGAAGAAAUGAUUGUUAUGGGGAUGGGACUCAAAAAUCCACAAACCGAAGAAAUCGUCCCAGUCGCUUUGUGCUACGCAAUCCCUGACGGCACAUUAACUUUCACACCAGAGUUAAAUGUUUACUACAUCGCUCUUGGCGAUUUUACAAUGGGCAACUUUGAAAAGAUGGAUUAUGUUUCAUAUUCUUGGUUUACUGAAAUUGAUUUCCGUGGGAAGCCUCCAGGAAGCGAAAUCGCCGUCACAUGGAGAAGAAACCCGGAUGGUAAUUGUGAAUGGGUUAGACAUUAA